Molecule: messenger RNA, 1092 nt
Organism: Euleptes europaea (tarantolino)
Lineage: Eukaryota; Metazoa; Chordata; Lepidosauria; Squamata; Sphaerodactylidae
Product: magnesium transporter NIPA2-like
Exons: 5
Coding region: 1-1086 (361 amino acids)
Biological process (GO): magnesium ion transport
Cellular component (GO): membrane
Molecular function (GO): magnesium ion transmembrane transporter activity
Source: RefSeq, a predicted model, not a curated record
AUGGAGGACACAUCUGGACGUUACGACUUCUACAUCGGCCUGGGCCUGGCCCUCGGCUCCAGCCUGUUCAUUGGAGGGAGCUUCAUCCUAAAGAAGAAGGGGCUUCUCAGGCUGAGUGCAAGGGGCUCCGUCCGAGCAGGUCUUGGAGGUCAUGCAUAUCUGCGAGAGUGGCUGUGGUGGGCAGGGCUGCUGUCGAUGGGAAUUGGGGAAGCUGCCAAUUUUGCUGCAUAUGCUUUUGCCCCAGCAACUCUGGUAACGCCUCUGGGAGCACUUAGUGUCUUAGUCAGUGCAGUGUUAGCCUCCUACUUUCUGAAUGAGCAACUAAAUGUCCAUGGGAAGAUUGGCUGUGUUCUGAGUAUUCUGGGCUCUACGGUCAUGGUGAUCCAUGCCCCACAGGAGGAAGAGGUCUCCAGUCUGGAGUCAAUGGCAGAGAAACUGAAAGAUCCAGGAUUCAUCGUGUUUGCCGUGUGUGUGUUGGUGAGCUCCAUUCUUCUCAUCUUUGUGGCCGGGCCUCGCUGUGGGCAGAGCAACGUCUUGGUGUACGUUCUGGUCUGCUCCGCCAUCGGUUCGCUCUCCGUGUCUUCCGUCAAAGGUUUGGGCAUCGCCAUUAAAGAGCUGUGUGCUGGGCAGCCUGUUUGGAAAGAGCCUUUGGGUUGGAUCCUCCUGGUGUGUCUCGUCAUCUGCAUCAGCAUCCAAAUCAACUACCUGAACAAGGCCUUGGACAUCUUCAACACCUCUGUGGUCACCCCGAUCUACUAUGUUCUCUUCACCACCGCCGUGAUGACCUGUUCGGCCAUCCUCUUCAAGGAGUGGCAGCACAUGGUUCUCAUGAACAUCAUUGGCACCAUCAGCGGCUUCCUCACCAUCGUCUUUGGCAUCUUCCUCCUGCACUGUUUUAGAGACGUUCCCUUCCCUGAAAACCUGCUGCCUCUGUUCCUGAGGCAUGGCCGAAUGGAUGUGCAGGGAGCUUCUUGGAGAAAGAGGGACAAGCACCCAUCCUGCCUUCACCAGCCCCUUUUGGAAUCAGAGGACAUGCUCAGAGAGGGGAGAGAAAAAGCAGAGGUGGAGGGAGACAAGAGUUUCUGAAAAGUA